This is a messenger RNA of Zea mays, 1612 nucleotides long. RefSeq lists its product as uncharacterized. Gene Ontology annotation, biological process: transmembrane transport; nucleotide transport. The record is from RefSeq and is marked validated. Lineage: Eukaryota; Viridiplantae; Streptophyta; Magnoliopsida; Poales; Poaceae.
GACUUGAGUUCACCGGUACUAUUUAUGUACCGUACAUAAAGUAAAGUUUAACGAAAAGAAAAGCACGGGAGACGGGACGGGACCGCUGGGCGCGCCGGGCCGCGCCGAGCCGAGCGAGUCGUCCACUCUCCACUCCGCCCGCCACGCCCACGCCCCGUCCUCGCUUCCGUCUCCCACAAUCCAAGGACACCGAGCAGCAGGCGGCGGAAGCAACCCGCUGUGGGGGCGGCGUGGAGUCCAGUUUUGCUCGGCUCGUCGCUGGGAUCCGCCGGCCGGCGAAGCGGGGAAGGGAAGAGGAGCGGAGAUUGGAGAGUACAAGCAGGGGAAGAUGUCAGACGCGCUGAUCAACGGCCUCGCCGGCGCCGGCGGCGGGAUCAUCGCCCAGCUCCUUACCUACCCGCUCCAGACCGUGAACGCGCGGCAACAGACGGAGCGCGACCCCUCCAAGCCGGCGUUCAAGGACGGCGCCGCUCGCCAGUUGUAUCUGGUUGUGAAGAACGAGGGGUGGGAGCGCCUGUAUGGCGGGCUUAUGCCCUCUCUCGUCGGCACCGCUGCCUCCCAGGGUGUCUACUACUACUUCUACCAAAUAUUCCGGAACAGGGCCGAGGCAAGGGCCCUUGAGCGAUCCAGGAGAGGGCUUGGCGAUGGGUCUGUCGGCAUGCUCCAGUCUCUCACUGUCGCUGCCCUGUCUGGCUGUGUCAAUGUACUGCUCACAAACCCGAUUUGGGUUGUUGUUACACGAAUGCAAACUCACAGAAAGGCAAACAAACAGCAAAGACCUCAGGGUUUGAAUUGUGCUCUUGAUAAGCCCCUUGAAGCUGCUACAGCUGAAAACGCUCCAUACAAAACGAUUGAUGUUUUUCAGGAACUCUACAAAGAAUCUGGAGUUCUUGGCUUCUGGAAAGGGGUAAUUCCGGCUCUUAUCAUGGUUAGCAAUCCCGCAAUUCAGUUCAUGCUAUAUGAGACUCUUCUGAAGAAAUUGAAGAAGAGACGAGCCUCUAAUUUUAAGGGAGCUGAUGGAUUGACUGCUCUUGAAAUUUUUCUUCUUGGUGCUGUUGCGAAACUUGGUGCAACCGUCGUUACGUAUCCCCUUCUAGUUGUUAAGGCAAGACUUCAGGCAAAGCACAUGAUUAACGAUGACAAGAGGCAUCGCUACAAAGGUACACUUGAUGCGUUCACAAAGAUGGUACGAUAUGAGGGUCUGUCAGGGAUGUACAAAGGAAUGGGCACAAAAAUUGUGCAAAGUGUUUUUGCUUCUGCUUUGCUUUUUAUGAUUAAGGAGGAGCUGGUGAAGGGUGCUCGACUAUUGGUAACUGGUAACACUAGUCUGGUUAAGAAACUACCAUCAAAGUCAUCAAGAUGAACUACGGGCAUCGCAAGCGUUAGUAUAUCAUCCUAAAAAGCCAUUUAUUAUCCGCAUAAACCGUAAACAAGGUCGACAAGCUAUAGAGCUCGCCUCUGCUUUGGAUAUGUCAACUGUAGGUUACACAAUAGCCAGUAUGAUUCACGUAGGGACCAAAGACUAUGUUGGAUAGAUAUUUGUAUCAUUCAUGUAGAAUGUAUCGUGGAAGAUCGAAACAGAAGAAAAUAAAUAAGUAUGAUAAUUUGAACU